Molecule: messenger RNA, 940 nt
Organism: Mercurialis annua (annual mercury)
Lineage: Eukaryota; Viridiplantae; Streptophyta; Magnoliopsida; Malpighiales; Euphorbiaceae
Exons: 3
Coding region: 1-705 (234 amino acids)
Source: RefSeq, a predicted model, not a curated record
AUGGCGACGAGAGCAACAGCAACAGCAACAGCGACGAAAUCGGCGGCAACAUCAGCGAGAACGGCAGCAACAGCACCGAGAACGGCAGCGUCGUCGAGAGGAUGGGUGACAAAUCUGCCAUCAAUAGCUUCUCGAAUCUAUUUCUUCCUCAUCAUUCUUCAGGUCCCUCUUUUCAGGAUCCCUUGUAGAUCUGGCAUGUGCUCGACACCAAUUCAUGUCACAUCUUCUCAAUUGAUUGCAAGUGAUAUCUUCCCUGUCCCUGUAGUCAAAGCUCUUCUUUACCCCGGAGCCGUCGUAAACGGACUUGUCAGAAACAUGACUGUUCCGAGCUGGGAUAACCUCUUGGAUGUCUAUAACUUGACCAAUGCUACAGAAGCCCCUGCUGUAACCGAUCUCCAGCGCUUAGAGGUCCUUGCAGGAAGCUAUUUUUCUGUAGCAGGAGCACUCGUGGGCAUUCUAAAACCUGGGAGGAUGAGCAUGUUUGGAACGCUUUUGGUAAUUUGGGGCCUUGUCAAGGAAGGUAUUUUAGGAAAGCCGGCGAAUACAGACCCUUCUAAAGCUGUCUAUGUUUACCCAACGAUUGCGCUUGCUGUGAUCUGUGCAUUCUCAUCUGUAAAGUAUAACGUGAACAAAGUUACCAGAAAACCUCCUCCUCAACCUGUUGCAAAGCCUCUGAAGAGCUCCUCAAAAUCUAAGCUGAAAUGAGCUGAUCACCUUUGGUACGGAAUAGUUUUGCUUGUUUGUCAGGACUUCUCAUUGUUGUUGAGUUCGAAGAUAAAAUUUGUACGUGUUUUUGCGCUAUUAUUUUGCAAGGGUAGUUAGUAGGCUCCCUGAUGUAUUGAUCGGGUAAAAUAGAUUUCGAUGGAGAUGCUUUUUUUAAUCUUUUUGGAAAUGUUGAAGAGAAGGAAUGAAAAAUUUAUGAUAUGAGUUGAUUAUCCAA